Lepisosteus oculatus (spotted gar) is the source of this 4904-nucleotide messenger RNA. RefSeq names its product exocyst complex component 1-like. Gene Ontology annotation, molecular function: phosphatidylinositol-4,5-bisphosphate binding. Lineage: Eukaryota; Metazoa; Chordata; Actinopteri; Semionotiformes; Lepisosteidae. Gene Ontology annotation, biological process: Golgi to plasma membrane transport; exocytosis. The record is from RefSeq and is a predicted model, not a curated record. Gene Ontology annotation, cellular component: exocyst; plasma membrane.
UGAGCCCGAGGGGGAGCGAGCGCCCGGCUCGUGGCGGAAACGGGACGGCAUGCGCGCCAAUAAGCGGGACAGAUUGUGCCAGACUUGAGUCCAGCAUUUUUUUUUUAUUUGCAUGAUUUAUAUAUUUUUAUUUUAUUUGCCUGCAGUACAGUAGUGUAUCUGAAAUUAUACUUAAUUAACAGGGAGAAAAGCAAACGCUUAUCACCAGAGUGAAAACCACUGGCCUGUACUGCACGUCCAAUAGUAAAUGAGUAAUGCAUUCAUUUGAUUGCUCGAUGUACAUGAGGCUCUAAGAUGCUUUGGAAGCGUUCCUGUAACACACUCCGUUUAACCAGCAGUACAGAAAGUUCCCACGCUGCUGUAAAUCACGCCCUUCCAAGACUGGUGUGCUUUAAUGCCCGACAGACGCAGCAGGAUUGUCUCAUAUUCUGCUGGUGUUAUUAGAGCGGGUGGGACAGGCUGGCAGUGUUUGGAUUCUGUUCUGGUGAUUAAUAAAAAUGCAAUAACGAGAAAGUGAAAGCUUGCAGUUUCGGGUCGGAGUCGUUCCGGGCAGGGAACACACAAUAAACGCUUACACUGCCGUGUCCCGUGCUUCCUGGGCACCAAACCUCCAGUUUUUAAUCUUGCCUGCGGAGACAAUUUAGCUUGAACAUACUUGUGUGCCAACAGCACUUUCAGCCGGGGUUCGUGUAUUGUUUUAAUUUUUGCCGCGGUGACGCCAGAACCUUUGCUGUACGUCUAUAUCGGAAUGUGCGUGUGAGGUCGCGUUCAUAAUCAUUGCUCGUCUCUUCAGUCUCAACCUUUCUGGACACAUGGUAUCAGCAAUUACACUUAAUCACCUCACCCCGCAGACAGCAAUGUGUGCUAAACACUACGCUCUAGGUGUGAAUAAUGUUCGACGCCUUAUGUCUUAUUGUUUAUUUUAUUUUGGGGGCGUUUGUAACUGAAUGAAGCAAGCAGAAUUAAUUCUCUUGAAUCGAUGCCCAUUAAUCGAAGUUAUAAAUACGAAGGGAAGCUUGGAGAAGUGAGGACUUAUUAUUACGAAAAGCGAAUAACGGUCACGAUCCAUCCACCGGCCUAUUAAGAAAGCAAAUGCUAAUUAACAGAGCCGAAUGCGUUUUGAGCACAAAGCGAGGAAACCGGAAAGCUCAGAGAAAAGCCCCAGAAGGUACCCCAGGCCGGACCUCGAACCCAGAACCAAAUGACUCGUGAGGCGGCAGUACCAAAUACUGGCAUUUAACUGGGGGGAAAAAAAUUAGAGAGCCUCCGAUUGCAUAUUAACACAGCGACAUCUAGUGUACACGAUAGAAACAAUCUGUAGGUGCUGGACAGCGGUAGUGUAACACCAGCAAAGAGUUAGGAGGGGUGUGGAUUUCGCAGAAUGUGCACGGUUAUCACUAAACUGAUUUAAAGGUGUCAUUCCGAGCUGGUCAGACAAAACACCACGCUUUCGGUUUAAACGUUGCUCCGUAUUUGUAGCACUGGAGCAGCAAAGACAUCGAUUGACGUAAAGCAUUAAGCGCCGGGUGCCGUUACGCCAAGCCAUGCGCUAAAUUAAAAUUCAGAGCAGCUCGCCACGGAUAUCCGACAGAAACGUCAGGCCCUAACCGCUACGCCUACGGCUCUGGCGUUGUUAAACUCCUGAAUUCAUUAAAGACGCGUUUCCGUUCUCAUAAUGAGAGAGAAAAAAAGUAUUACAACUAUUGCAGAUGUGGACAACUUUGUUCAACUUGACAACCGCAGGGCAGCGGUCUCUAUGGGAACUCCAACACGAGGCUGAGAUUGACACGUCUCGUGUCUCCAUGGAGAUACCAGGGCAAACAGGUGCAGCGGGUCACAGGUUUCCUGUGUCUCCUUGGAAACCGAGGCACGUUAAAGGUUUUCUUUAGGAGGAAUAUUUUUUGAUAAACUAUUCUUCUAUAAAAGUAUGGUUAGGUUUUACGUCAGUACGGUGCUCACUACAUUUAAACUAAACAAAGGUAAAGAAAGCCGAGCGGGUCUGUCCGAGCAGCCACAGCAACCUGCGACCAGCGGCCUCCUGCACCUCGCAGUCACCCAGCCUGGCUCUGUCUGGCAGGCUGCCGGCAUCGCUGAGCCCCCCUCUCACCCAGCAGGACCGCAGGGGAGUGAAAGCUUGACGUGGAUGGAUGGCCGUGUUCUCGCUGCGCAGUAUUCUCCAGAGGGAGGUCUUCACUCCGCGGGGGGAGCGCCUGCUGGGUGUGUCCUUCGUCUGGAAAGCCCGCAGGAAGAGGAAGAGUGCCAUCCUGUGUGCAGCAGUGAGUUCAGACCAGUCUGGGCAGGUCGUCCUGGUGACCGUGAAGGCGGACAGGGAGCACUACAAGCUGUCGGCAUGCUGGCCAGCCACAGAGCUCACACUGGUGGAUGGGAAAGAUGCUGUCAAGGAGACAGCAGAGUUCCACCUGCACCUGGACAAGGUAUAUAAAUGGGUAUCAAGCAGCUCUGGGGAGAAAACUGCCUUCGUCUCUUGCUUAUGGAAGAUCAACCAGCGCUACCUGCAAGACAAAGUCAAGUUUAUCAACAUUAGCCCCUCUAUCCUAGAAGAGGUGUUGCCAUGGCAGCAGGGCAGGGCAGUGAGCUCGCAGGUUGAGGAGGAGGAGGACGGGUACCAGGAGCUGACAGCACGGGAGGCUGCUGAUAUCCAGUACCUGAUGGAGCAGAGUGAGCUGGCUGUGUCCAAUGCCAAGGCCUUCACACAAACACUGCAUGCUAACCUACAGGCCCUAGAUAAGGAGAACCUGCUGGCCUUGCUGGACUCCGAGCGGCAAGUGGGCAGCCUGGUGCAGCUGCUUGAGGUGGGGCUGGAGGAGGUGGCCCGAAUCGAGCAGUCGCUGAGCCACCACGACUCACUGCUGCGCACCGUGCAGCAGCAGAUGGACAGCAUCCACACGCGCAAUGCCUGGCUGCAGCGCAUCGACCGCAACCACGGCCUGCUGGACGCCGAGCUUUCCUACCUGGUGGACAGCCUGACUCUAAGCGAGGAGCAUGUCUGGGUUCUGAGUGAAGGGGAUCUUGGGAAGGAGCGGGAUGUGAAGGCAUGUGUUGCUGCGGUUCGAGCCCUGACCAACUGUGCCAACACACCGCUGACCCCAGGGCAGCGCAAACUGCAUGCCGUGGCAGAGCAGCUGAUCAAGUUUGAGAGUCUGCGUCAGAUCUUUGAGCAGCGCAGCUCCUUGUACAUCAACGCCCUCAUUGUCCAACAGGAUGUGGCAAAUACUGGAGCUGCUGCAGUGGACGGAGACAGGCUGGUUCUACCAAAGCUCACAGAUUUUCACCAGCAGCUGACACAGUAUGCACCACUGAUGGACUGGUUAAGAGAGACCAACCCUACUGCCUUUCAGCACCUGCAGAAGGUGUAUACUGACAUUAUUGGAAAGCUUUAUGAUAGACAAAUGAAGGACCUUUUUGACGCAGCCAAAUUCAAGGUGUCUGGAGUCAAGGAGACAAAGAGAUUUGGUAUGAUUCCUGUGCUCCAGGGGUCUAUGGAAAGAGCCCCCAACUCCAGUUCUUCAUCAUCCAGUGCAGAGUGGAGACCCAAGAGGGUUGUUGAGCAGAUGUUGAGCGAACUGAGUUCUGUUCUCAUCGCGGAGCAACAGUUCCUCACCAUUUUCUUUGCACUGAACAGAGGAGACAGAGGCAGCAAGCACAGUCUCAGCACUGAGUACCCAGCUGUAACCAUAAGCAAUGUGGCUGACCAGACUAAAUUGCCAGCAGGACACAAGAAGAGGCCAUGCAGCUGGAUAAGAGUGUCAAACACUGCUCCCCUGGUAUCAUACGGCCCAGGAAGCUUAGAUUGCAUGCAGGAGCUGCUGGGGUGUGUGGAGCCCCGGCUGAGUGUUCUGCUCGCCCUCUGUGAGAAGACAGAGCCACUCAGCUGCCUGUGGAUGCUGAAGGAAACUGACCAGCGUCUCCACAGCACGCUGCGCAACCCCCAUGCCUCUUUCUACUGCUCCCUUCUCUUCUGCACCCUGCAGCUGAGCCAGCAAAGCCUCCAAGGGCACACUGAAGCUCUGUGCAAGGAGAUUGAAAACUUGCGGCUUUCCAAGAAGGCUCGGAUGGGGCUGCUGCCAUUUGUGCCCCGACUGGAGGAGUUUGUGUCAGAAGGGGAGAACGUUCUGCGCGGCUCGGAGCGGCGCUGGGGGCUGGAUGCUGCGUACAGGCAGCUCUUUACUGCUGCCUUCCAGAGCUUGGAGAGCCUGUCCACCCAGAGCUUGCGCACACACCCCCUAGUGGUGCUGCUGCUGAACUUCCACCGGCUACACGGUUUCAUAUCCCGCUUGCAUCUGCCGGAGCUGGAGUCGCUGUGCGAAGAGGCCAGAGAGAAGAGCGCCCUCUACCGGCAGCAGUAUGUCACUCUGAACCUGGGGCAGCCGCUUGGCACACUCACUGAGUUCCUGGGAGGGGUGCGGACGUGCCUGGCCCACGGCGUGCGCGAGGAGGAGGUCUGUUUCAAGCUGGCGUACAGCAAGCAGGAGCUGCGCAAGGUCAUAGAGCGUCACCCAGGGCGGGAGGUGCGCAAGACCAUCGAGACGCUGUACAAGCGGGUCAGCAGACACCUGGCUGAAGACGAGAGCCUCCUGCAGGUGGUGUGGAGAGCCAUGCAGGAUGAGUUGACAGAGCAGUGCCGCGGGUUCGAGCAGCUGAUCGAGAGGUGCUACCCUGGAGCCAGGAUCAAGCUGGAUUUCACUGAGGAGGAACUGCAGCAAUACUUCAGCUCUGUCAGCUUUAGAGAUAGAGAGUGAGGGACAGAGACAGGAAGACUGAGGGGUGGAGUGAGUGACAAAGAGAGAGCACGGAUGAGUGACUUCCACUGACACCUAUUCAUUUGUAAGGGUUCAUGUCAGAUGUUAGAUUUAUAGUCCAAGAAUAAAUCUAUUGUAAAGUGA